AAGUAUGACAUUGACAUGUCUCUGCCUUGGGUUAAGAGAUAUGUGAAUAAAUCUUUUGGAACAGUGUUUGCUAACUUCCGUUAUAAGCUGAAGAAGCAUUUUGAGCAAUUCUCAACAAAAGAGGAAGCAUUAGAAAAUAAACACAAAGAUGUUAAAACUGAAGAUGAAUGGGCUUUUCUGUGCACUUAUUUUUCUAGUGAAGAUUUUCAGAUUGUUUCAGAGAAAAAUUCUAUUAAUAGGUCACAUUUGAAAUAUCACCAUAAAGCAGGGUCGAAGUCUUUUAUGUCGCAUCAAGAACAGAUUGCUGCACAAUCAGGGGAGAUGCUAGGUGCAAUUGAACGCUUUGAAAUGGAGUACAAAAGCAUUAAAAAAGGUUGGGACUUGGGAGCGAAAGAAUUAUGGGAUCAAAUGGUUAAGAUGCGAACCGAGACAACCCUUCCUGAUGGGACUCAAACUAUGAAUGAUGAUGAAAUAUGUGCAAAGGUUCUUGGAGUAAAAUCAGGCUACAUCAAGGGUUGUGGUUUUGGCCCUAGGCCUCCACCAUCUAGCACUUCUCGAUCGUCACUAGAUGAAAUGUCUGAGAAGAAUAAAGAGUUAGAAGAUAAACUUGAAGAGACCCAAGAUACUAUAAAGGCUCAACAAGAAAAGAUUGAUGCACAAAACGUGCUGAUCCAAGAAUUGCAGGAGCAAGGCAAAAAGUUUGAGCAGUUCAUGACAACCUUUAUGAACCAACAAGCAUCAAGUUAGUUAUGCUUAUCUAGGAUUUAGUAUCAGUUAAACAAGUUAAUUGACUUUUGGAUCAUUUUUAGUUCAAUAUUGACUUUAGACUAUUCCAAUUAGUAGUUAUGGUAGACAACAUUAUGAAUUAUUAUUUUGUUUACUGUUUAACUAGUUUUGAAUAAGAAUCCUCUUUUUAGAA
Messenger RNA from Rosa chinensis, 919 nucleotides. RefSeq lists its product as uncharacterized. The record is from RefSeq and is a predicted model, not a curated record. Lineage: Eukaryota; Viridiplantae; Streptophyta; Magnoliopsida; Rosales; Rosaceae. The transcript has 4 exons. Bases 16 to 747 code for a protein of 243 amino acids.